Mustela erminea (ermine) is the source of this 1300-nucleotide messenger RNA. RefSeq names its product suppressor of cytokine signaling 3 (gene SOCS3). Gene Ontology annotation, biological process: intracellular signal transduction; phosphatidylinositol phosphate biosynthetic process. The coding region runs from base 367 to 1044 and encodes 225 amino acids. NCBI's taxonomy places the organism in Eukaryota, Metazoa, Chordata, Mammalia, Carnivora, Mustelidae. Gene Ontology annotation, molecular function: 1-phosphatidylinositol-3-kinase regulator activity. Gene Ontology annotation, cellular component: phosphatidylinositol 3-kinase complex. The record is from RefSeq and is a predicted model, not a curated record. The transcript is spliced from 2 exons.
ACUCCCGCGCCGCCGCCGCCGCCAGCGCCGCCGCUCCGGCCCAGCUCCCGCCGCGGCCCCUCGCCUCGUCCCCGCCGGCCGGCCCGGGGACGCGCAGGGGGCAGGGCGGGCGCCCCAGCGAAGCCCGAAGGACGCGCGCGCGAGGCCCUUUGUGGACUUCACGGCCGCCAACAUCUGGGCGCAGCGCGGGCCACCGCUGGCCGCCGUGCCGCCGCCGCCUCGCCUUGGGGACCGUAGGAGGCGCAGCCCCGAGGCCGGAGACUUCGUUUUGGGACGAGCCCCCCGGGAUGCGGUAGCGGCCGCUGUGCGGAGGCCGCCGAGCAGCUGCAGCCGCCGCCGCGCAGAUCCACGCUGGCUCCGUGCGCCAUGGUCACCCACAGCAAGUUUCCCGCCGCCGGGAUGAGCCGCCCCCUGGACACCAGCCUGCGCCUCAAGACCUUCAGCUCCAAGAGCGAGUACCAGCUGGUGGUGAACGCAGUCCGCAAGCUGCAGGAGAGCGGCUUCUACUGGAGCGCCGUGACGGGCGGCGAGGCGAACCUGCUGCUCAGCGCCGAGCCCGCCGGCACCUUCCUCAUCCGCGACAGCUCGGACCAGCGCCACUUCUUCACGCUCAGCGUCAAGACCCAGUCGGGGACCAAGAACCUGCGCAUCCAGUGCGAGGGGGGCAGCUUCUCGCUGCAGAGCGACCCCCGGAGCACGCAGCCGGUGCCCCGCUUCGACUGCGUGCUCAAGCUGGUGCAUCACUACAUGCCGCCCCCCGGCGCCCCCUCCUUCCCCUCGCCACCCACCGAGCCCUCCUCCGAGGUGCCAGAGCAGCCGCCAUCCCAGCCGCUCCCUGGGAAUCCCCCCAGGAGAGCCUAUUACAUCUACUCGGGGGGCGAGAAGAUCCCCCUGGUGUUGAGCCGGCCCCUCUCCUCCAACGUGGCCACUCUCCAGCAUCUCUGUCGGAAGACCGUCAAUGGCCACCUGGACUCCUAUGAGAAAGUCACCCAGCUGCCUGGGCCCAUUCGGGAAUUCCUGGACCAGUACGAUGCCCCGCUUUAAAGAGCAAAGGACAGGGGUCGGGGCGAGGAGCCUGGGUCCCUUCUCCUCCGUGGCACAUGGCACAAGCACAAGAAUCCGGCCAGGAGAGCCCUGCAGCUCUGGGCGAGCCAGCGGAGGGUCGGACUGGCCCCUCCCUUCGGCCCUCCCCCCUGCAGAAUGGGGCAGGCGGGACCUGGAAUGUGUUGGAGGGAAGGGGGAGUGCCACCUGAGCGCCCCGCCCCCACUCCAGCUACUCCGGAGGAGCCCGCUGGCCCGA